AUGUAUACAAAACAGAACCUUCAUAGUACAAACCUUCCAGCUAUCAAGAUUGACAAGGAUUCAGAAGCCACAGGAGAAACUAUACUAGUUGCGUUGAGGCGUGCCCUUAGUCAACAUUCUUCUUUGCAAGGACCGGAUGGGCAUUGGCCUGGGGGUUACAGUGGGAUUUUGUUCAUUCUACCACUCAUGAUAUUUGCAUUACAUGUCACACGAUCACUGAAUGAAGUUUUGUCAAUAGAGCAUAUACGCGAGAUAUGUCGCUACAUUUAUAACAUUCAGAAUGAGGAUGGAGGCUGGGGAACACACACCUUGGGACCAAGCUCCAUGUUUGGCACAUGCGUGAACUAUGCAACGUUAAGGAUUCUAGGAGAGGUGCUUGAUGGAGAAAAUGAUGCAUUAUCCAAAGGGCGUGCUUGGAUUUUGUCUCAUGGAAGUGCAACUGCAGCACCACAAUGGGCAAAGAUAUAUCUCUCGGUGAUAGGUGCAUACGAUUGGUCUGGGAACAAUGCAGUUAUUCCUGAGUUAUGGAUGCUUCCACAUUUUCUCCAAUUCAUCCCGGAAGACCUUAUCUAUCGCCCUUCAUGGUUGCAAUGUAUUGCAAUGGCUUAUUUAAAUAAGUUUAUAGAACCAUUAUCAAAUCUCUGGCCGAUGAAUAAGCUACGAGAAAGAGCUAUGAGCAACCUCAUGGAACAUAUCCACUACGAAGAUGAAACCAGCAACUAUGUUGGCUUAUGCCCUAUUAACAAGGCCUUAAAUAUGAUAUGUUGUUGGAUAGAAAAACCAAACUCCCAUGAAUUCAGACAACAUCUCCCAAGGAUUCAUGACUUUUUGUGGAUUGCUGAAGAUGGAAUGAAGUCAAAGGUGUAUGUUGGUUGCCACGGCUGGGAAACUGCGCUCAUAGUUCAGGCCUUUUGCUCAACAGGGCUUACUGAGGAGUUUUGUUCAACCCUUCAAAAAGCACACCAGUUCUUAAAAAAUGCACAGGUUAUUCAGAACAUUCCUAAUUACAAAAGCUACUACCGUGAAAGAACAAAAGGUUCUUGGACUCUGUCCAAUGGAGAAAACUUUUGGCCUAUUGCUGAUACUAAUGCUGAAGCACUAAAGGCAAUACUGCUGCUGUCUAACAUUCCUUCAGAACUUGUCGGGGAUCCAAUAAAACAAGAACGGCUGUAUGAUGCUGUUGAUUGCCUCCUUUCUUUCGUGAACAAAGAUGGUACAUUGUCAUCAGCUGAAUGUAAACGGACAACUCCAUGGGUGGAGUUUAUCAAUCCUUCUGAGAGUUUUCGUAAUAUCAUCGUCGACUAUCCAUAUCCUGAAUGCACAUCAUCAUUAAUACAAGCUUUAAUAUUGUUUAGAGACAAGUGUCCAAUGUAUCGUCGUGAGGAGAUAGACAAAAUUAUCAAAAGUGGUGCAUCGUUCAUUGAGAAAGUACAACGAAAGGAUGGGUCCUGGUACGGCUCUUGGGCUGUGUGUUUCACUUAUGCAACAUUCUUUGCUAUAAAAGGACUAGCUGCUGCAGGAAGAACAUACCAGAACAGUUUGCCUAUCAGGAAAGCAUGCAACUUCUUGUUGUCAAAGCAGCUAGCAACCGGUGGAUGGGGAGAGAAUUAUCUCGGUUGUCAAAUUGAGGAGUACGUUGAUAGUGGCAGGCCACAUGCAGUGAACACUGCACAGGCGAUGCUAGCUUUACUUUACGCUGGACAGGUUGAACAGGAUCCAGCGCCACUAUACCGUGCUGCAAAAGAAUUAAUCAACAUGCAGAUGGAGAACGGAGAAUUUCCCCAACAAGAAAUUGUUGGCAACUUCAACUCCUCACUUUUCUUUAAUUAUCCCAACUACCGGAACUUAUUUCCCAUCUGGGCUCUAGGAGAGUUUCGCCGUCGACUUCUUGCAAAAAAGAGUUAA
This is a messenger RNA of Miscanthus lutarioriparius, 1905 nucleotides long. The record is from the annotation of a GenBank genome assembly. Lineage: Eukaryota; Viridiplantae; Streptophyta; Magnoliopsida; Poales; Poaceae.